Molecule: messenger RNA, 2079 nt
Organism: Xylaria bambusicola
Lineage: Eukaryota; Fungi; Ascomycota; Sordariomycetes; Xylariales; Xylariaceae
Exons: 2
Coding region: 620-1906 (428 amino acids)
Source: RefSeq, a predicted model, not a curated record
CCUCGUGCCCACCAUAACGAGUUGUCCGUCUCUAGAAGUACUAGUUUACCUACUUACAUCACGGGCUGAGGGGGAACUUUCGGCCGUCACAGUCCAUCUACUGUACAGUUAGCCGAUGACCCCGCCGCUAGAUCCAGUCCACCUGUAUCAUGGUUCGAUCCCUAGAAAACUGCCGGCCUAGUAACUGAGGGUCAUAGGUAAGAGAGGUGAGAGGUUAGUACGGCGGGUGUGAGAAAUCGGAUCGCGGGGUGUCAUUCGUGAAGGCCAUACCUUCAAGUAAGUAGCGAAUGGCAAGUGUGGUCUAUAUAAAUCUAUGUUCAACUGAGGUGGCCCAACCAUCAUAAGGUGAGCCCCCAUCUGUCUUUCUGUAAAACGCCAAACCCACGGAGCCGCAUACAAUACCUGCCGGAGCCUACUAAGCUUCGUCUGCACUGCAACCUCCAACCCGGUCUCCGCAGCUACUACAUAUGCAGGAGAGGUCUGGCAAUCCAUUAAGCUUCCAAUCUUAAGCUUCAACAGUCCCUGCAGACUGCGCGUUCCGCCUGCAUUUAUCCUGGAGGUUUCUAGUUCGAGUCAGGAUAGGGAUUGAUUUGAUUGACUUUAAUCACGCAGGUGCAUAAUGACAUCAGAAAGCAAGCAAGAAGCGCAGCACGGCGAUUUUCGCCAAUAUCUACCGGACCUUAGCACCCCGCGCUUCACCACCAUAGCGCAAAACAACGCCCGGGGCCACGCAGAAGAGUUGAAGGGAAAACAAGCUCCGCCGUGGCUGUAUGGGCUCUACACGCACUGGCGGAAGCUACUUCAAGAGCCCUUUAAGGGCAUCACAAAUGACGGCAUUGUCCGACCGGGUCUCUACAAGAUCCGUGACGAAGGUGUGCCGGUCGAGCGCAUCGUGGCCGCCGCGCAAAAGGUCGUGGACCAGCUCACCCCCUCGCAGAUGUCACAGACACUCUUGCACAUCGACUCACCAGAGUGGCGGACCUGGUCGAAUCCAGAGUUCUUGAUCAGCGACAAGGGGAUCCGGCUAGACGAGAUCACCCCAGCGCUGCGAGACGCUGUACUCGACGUGUUAAAAGAAACGCUUUCUCCAGAAGGUUACGAGAAAGCCCUCGGCGCGAUGCGCAUCAACCAUUUCCUCGGCGAGCUCGUGAACGCGCCGCGCGUGAUGAACGAGCACAGCUACAACUUCGUGCUAUUCGGCGCCGAGCCCUCGACCACACGACCAUGGGGCUUCUCCUUCUACGGGCAUCAUCUAUGUCUUAGCGUGUUUCUGUAUAAGACACAAAUUGUAGUAUCGCCGUGGUUCACGGGUGCGGAACCGAAUAUCGUCGACGCUGGCCCGUAUCAAGGCACGCGCAUCCUUGAUGUUGAAGAAAGAUUGGGAUUGCAGCUCAUGCAGAGUCUUGGGAACGAUGUCCAGGAUAAGGCGCGUACGUAUAAGUUGAUGAAAGACCCUGCUAUGCCGAAGGGGCGAUGGAAUCAUGAUGAUCAGAGACAUCUGUGUGGUGCGUAUCGCGAUAACCGCGUUGUGCCGUAUGAGGGUGUGCUGGUGUCUUCGCUGAGCGAUGAGCAGCAGGGCCUCGUAGUGCAGAUCAUAGAGCAAUAUCUGCUCUAUCUCCCCGCCAAAGCACGCGAGUUGCACAUGAACGACGUCAAGGCCGUCUUCGACGAGACGUAUUUCAGCUGGAUUGGCGGCAACGGUGAUAACGACCCGUUUUACUACCGCAUCCAGAGCCCCGUUAUUAUCGUCGAGUUUGACCAUCAUUCCGGCGUAUUUUUGACAAAUAGCGAGCCAGCCAAGUUCCAUAUUCAUACGCUUUUGAGGACGCCGAAUGCGGGCGAUUAUGGAUGGGCUUUGCGGAGUCAGAUCGAUGCUUUGCAUCAGGAUUAUGUGUGGGAGGGAUAGAUUCCAUGUCUGCAUGUCUGGGGUGAAGUCAGGGCCUUCUUAAGUAUAAAUAAAUUAUCGCUUGGAUUCUGGAUAUGUAUGGGUGUUUCGCGGUACAUGCCUUGUCAGACAAUCGCCCGGAUGUCUCGACUACUUUUUCGUUAGUCAGUCUUGAGGAACUUCAUGCUGCUCAA